This is a messenger RNA of Bemisia tabaci, 777 nucleotides long. Its product is annotated as ATPase inhibitor mai-2, mitochondrial. NCBI's taxonomy places the organism in Eukaryota, Metazoa, Arthropoda, Insecta, Hemiptera, Aleyrodidae. Gene Ontology annotation, cellular component: mitochondrion. Gene Ontology annotation, molecular function: ATPase inhibitor activity. Gene Ontology annotation, biological process: negative regulation of ATP-dependent activity. The record is from RefSeq and is a predicted model, not a curated record.
GUUGAAAAGUACACGAUGAAAAAAAAUAUCUUCCAGCAAAUAUUCCGACCGUCGACAAAAACUACGAAUAUGCAGAAAUGCAGUGCGAUAUCAACCUGGAAAUCAAGGAAUGUUGUCCACAUUGCGAGACACUAUUGUGGUGAGCCAGGCGACGGAGCAGGAAAAGGAGGUGGAGGCGGUGGGUCUAUCAGAGAUGCAGGAGGAGCCUUUGGAAAAAGAGAAUAUGCUCUUGAGGAAAGCUACUUUUAUAAAAAGCAAAGAGAGCAAUUGAAGAGACUGAAAGAGCAGUGGGACAAAUUUAGAGGAAAAACAUCAUGCCAAGAAAAUGCUGACAAGGACAAGGAGUGAUUAAUCCAGGACAGCGCCUAACCUAGUGACGUUUCAGGACUAACAAUAUCAGGUUCCACUUCACGGGCAUACAAACGCGAGUCAAGCAAAAAGCAGUUCGGGAGAACUUAGAGGGGGAUAACAUACCCAAAACAGAACGUUGAAACUAAAGAUGAUGUACUUCAAGCAACAGCUGACUUCGCUGGUAUCCUUCCUCGUGUAAACUUUGGUGGGCAUCUUUCGAGCUUCUUCCGGAGCAGAUCACGAAAUCACUCUAACGCUCACUCUAAAAAUUCACCGUGUAGUGAUCGAACUUACAAUGAGCCAAUAUAAUGGAAAUCAUGGCAGUCGCAGUCGAAAAAGAAAAUGUAAAUCUCAGGCUGUCUGAAGUGUGACAAUGAGCUAUUCAUCAUUCAGUUAGAAUUAAAAUAAACACCUGUUGUGAGUGAA